Molecule: messenger RNA, 840 nt
Organism: Olea europaea var. sylvestris
Lineage: Eukaryota; Viridiplantae; Streptophyta; Magnoliopsida; Lamiales; Oleaceae
Exons: 2
Coding region: 1-840 (279 amino acids)
Source: RefSeq, a predicted model, not a curated record
AUGGCAUCAACAACCAAUGCAACCAAUAAUUCACUAUCAUCAUUGAAUAAUUCCAGUAAUGAUAAUGCAUCUAGUCCUUACUACAUUCAUCACUCAGACAAUCCAGGGCUUGUACUUGUGUCACAACCUCUCAAUGUAUCGAAAGAGGCGGCAAGUGUUAUCUACUCCGAAUCAAUACGUGAUAUGUGGAUUGAUCUGAAGGAAAGAUUUCGACAGAGAAACGGACCUCGAAUUUUCCAGCUAAGACAUGAACUGAUGAAUCUCAAUCAAGGCCAGAUGUCGGUUGGUGUGUAUUUCACCAAAUUGAAGACACUGUGGGAAGAACUAAGCAAUUACAGACCAAUAUGCUCAUGUGGAAAGUGUGUCCGUGGUGGAUCCAAGAAGCUCUCUGAACAUUAUCAGAUGGAAUAUGUCAUGUCAUUUUUAAUGGGGUUGAAUGAUACUUAUGCUCAAGUUUGGAGGCAGCUGCUACUGAUGGAUCCCAUACCUUUCAUCAAUAAAGUUUUCUCACUUGUUUCUCAGGAGGAACACCAAAGGAGUGUCAACACCAGUACCAGUAAUCCUGCCACUGAAGACUCUAUAGCGUUCUACACCAAAAUCGAUCCUAAAAAGGGUGGUUCAAGACAAAUGCACAACAAAUUUCAAAGGAAGGAAAGACCCAUGUGUACAUAUUGUGGAAUAGCGGGACAUUCAGUGGAUAAAUGUUAUAAAUUACACGGCUAUCCUCCAGGUUAUAAGAUGAAGCAAAAAUUCAAUGAUCAAGUGGGAAACCAAUCAAGACAAGUUGUUGUGAAUCAAGUAACAUCUGAAUCCAAUUCAGAACAACUAAGAAUACUGUAG